Hydra vulgaris (swiftwater hydra) is the source of this 1451-nucleotide messenger RNA. NCBI's taxonomy places the organism in Eukaryota, Metazoa, Cnidaria, Hydrozoa, Anthoathecata, Hydridae. The record is from RefSeq and is a predicted model, not a curated record.
AAUCUUCAUCAUUACCAAUUAUUCUCCAUUUUGAUGGAAAAAUAGUUAAGGAGUUCACAAGCGGAAUAGAACAUCAACUUGACAGACUUGCUGUUUCCAUCAGGAUAGAUGGACAGAGUGAGCUUCUUGGGGUUCCUCAUUUGAGCUCUAGUACUUGAGAAACACAGAAGAAUACAAUCAUAAAACUUCUUCAUCAAUUUGAUAUUUUUGAUAAAUUACAAGGAUGCGUUUUUGAUACAACUUCUGUAAAUACUGGUAAUAAAAAGGGUGUGUGCAUUAGAUUAGCUGCAGAGCUUGAUAGACCACUACUUCUCCUAGCAUGUAGGCAUCACAUCUAUGAAAGGCAUAUUAUUCACUGCUGGAACAUUUAUCCAAGCAGUAAAAUAAAUGGUCCAGAUAAUCCAUUGUUAAAGAAGCUUAAAGAUGUAUGGAACUCAAUUGAUCAAAAUUCCAUUGUGUUAAACAAAGUAAAAAUUGAAGAUAUUUCUGAUAGCUGGCUGCAGGUACAGUUCAAAGAAGCCUUAUCUUUUUCUCAAAAUAUUAUCAGAAUGAAAACAAUGAAAAAGGAUGGAUGUAGGUCUGAUUAUCUAGAGUUAGUGGAAUUGACAACAAUGGUUUUAUCUGGUGAUGAACAGUACAGGCUAAGAAAACCUGGGCCUGUACACCAUGCCAGAUUUAUGGCAAAGGGAAUAUACUUUCUGAAAAUGUAUCUCCUUCUAAACAACAUUUCUAGCUUGACAGAUUUUGAGAAGAAAGAAAUAAAUGAUAUGGCAUUCUUCACAGCUGUAUUUUACACUGAGUGGUUUAUAAAGGCUGAAAUUCCGGCUGUCGCUCCAUAUCAGGAUAUGAAAGCUCUUUGGCAGAUGAUGAGAUACUCAAAAAUCAAUCCUGUCCAGGCAAAACCUGUUAUAGAGUCUCUAAAGAGACACACCUGGUACAUAGACCCAAAUAUUUUAGUUAUGUCUCUUGUUGACAAAAAUGUACAAGAACGGAGUGACAUUGCCAAGAAGUUGUACUCAACCCCAAGACCUACAACUUAUGCCAUAGAAAGACAUCAAGUUAAUUUAAAUAUACUGAACUCCCUUAUGUUUAAUGAUGAUACUCCCCCAAGUUUGACCCUGCUUAUAACUGACCAGAGUUGGUUAAUUUUUCAUAUCUUAAACCAUGCAAAUGCUGAAGUACAGUGGCUUAAGACUCCAUCUGAGACAUGGGAUCUAAAUGACUAUUACUUAGAAUUCAAACAAUUUGUGAAUAAUCUUGAAGUAGUAAAUGACUGUAGUGAGAGGGAUAUAAAACUAGUUCAGGAGUUGAUCAAUAAAUCGCAUAAUGAGGAUAAAAGACAAAGUACCUUCCUCGUAUCAAACAAAUAUAAGAGUGAAAGAACAAUUAAAAAAAAAUGUGAUUAUGUAAAGAAUUCUUUGUUUACAAAAUAAAUUUAUAAACAUGAACUA